CAGUUUACGCCGCAUUAAGAAGUUGAGGUCUUGGAAGACAUAAAAGCCUAAGAUUUCAAUCGACGAGUUCCUUCCUUCCAUAUGUUUUGCAACUGGUCUUGGUACAAUAACUUCGAGACUGCUACUUCCCUCUUCACAUAUCACUUCGUCAGCGCUCGCCACGGGAACAAUCACAAAACAACUCUGCAGACAUGACAUCCAAUUCGAACUCACCGCCUAAGCCAUGGGUAGAAACACCUUGCAUAAGAUCCGCAGCUCUUUCACGAGAAGCAGGAUGUAACAUCUACCUCAAACUCGAGACACUCCAACCAUCUGGCUCUUUCAAAUCACGAGCUCUUGGAAACUUUCUCAGUAAAGCCAUCAUCGCUCAUGGCCCCGAGAAGCCUAUUCAUUUCUACUGCGCGUCUGGUGGAAAUGCUGGACUUGCAUGUGUCGUUGCCGCGACGAUGCUCAAGCGGCCUGCUACCAUCGUCGUACCUAUGACUACCUCCGAACUCAUGAUCGAGAAACUAAAGACACUGGGAGCAGAUGUGGUGCAGAUAGGCAUGCACUGGAGUGAAGCUGAUGCUCAUUUACGAGAAGAACUGUUGGGCAAGGAUGAGAAUGGUGUUUAUGUCCCGCCUUUUGAUCAUGAGGAUAUCUGGGAGGGAAACUCCACAAUCUCUGACGAGCUUGAAAAGCAAAUGAGUGUGAACGGGGGCUUCGACGCGUUGGUUUGCAGUGUGGGUGGUGGUGGUAUGUUUUCUGGUAUCAUGCAAGGACUGGAGCGACAUGGACACCUAAAAGGUGGAAGUGGCAAACGUGUCAAGGUUCUUGCUGUUGAGACGAAAGGAGCGGAGUCAUUGAACCUGAGUGUGACCAACAAGAAGUUGUCAAGACUGCCCGGUAUCACAAGUAUUGCCAAUUCACUGGGAGCGACACAAGUUGCUAAAAAGGCAUUCGAUUGGGGCAUCACUGAGGAUGUUACAAGCCAUGUACUGAGCGACGCCGAGGCCGCAAUUGCUUGUGUCAAUUUCGCCGAUGACGAGAGAAUCCUCGUGGAGCCAGCUUGUGGAGUCAGUAUCGCGACAGUAUACAAUGAUACUUUGCAGCCCCUCCUCUUCCCGUCUCUGUCAGCUGAGGAUUUUUCAAAGCUCAACAUCGUCAUCAUAGUCUGUGGCGGCUCAGGCGUCACUCUUCAAAUCCUUGAAAGUUACAAGAAAGAAUAUGGGCAGGAUCGGGCUGUGGUGGAGAAAUUUCACUCGAGGAGGAUCAGAGAGGAGGGUGCAAAAGCGAUCCCCACCAAGGUGCAAGCAGACUCCAAGGUUCCAUUCAUUUUGCACAGCGAGGAGCAACAUAAAAGAGAUGAUGUGCUGGCCCAGGGACGUAAUUUCGAGGGUGAACCCGUGGGGUCUAAACCAGCCAUUGGAUCAAUGGAGCUUGGGGAGGUAGAGAAGCAGAUCGAGGAAUUUGGAAAGGUGGUUCAAACUUGAUGGCUUUCGAGGUUGACAAUGCUGAGGGCUUUGGGGAGGAUGGCAGUCGAGGUGUGAUCUGAAUCCAUGCAUGCAAAAUUAGAUUUCAUAGAGGUUUGCAGCACAAUAGACUACAGCAAUGAUUUAAAAGUCUCUAAUCCCUGAGUUGCUG
Molecule: messenger RNA, 1623 nt
Organism: Cadophora gregata
Lineage: Eukaryota; Fungi; Ascomycota; Leotiomycetes; Helotiales; Ploettnerulaceae
Exons: 2
Coding region: 192-1472 (426 amino acids)
Biological process (GO): L-serine catabolic process; L-threonine catabolic process
Molecular function (GO): pyridoxal phosphate binding; L-serine ammonia-lyase activity; threonine deaminase activity
Source: RefSeq, a predicted model, not a curated record